Messenger RNA from Charadrius vociferus (killdeer), 1421 nucleotides. RefSeq names its product TBC/LysM-associated domain containing 1 (gene MEAK7). Gene Ontology annotation, biological process: TOR signaling. The transcript is spliced from 7 exons. Lineage: Eukaryota; Metazoa; Chordata; Aves; Charadriiformes; Charadriidae. The record is from RefSeq and is a predicted model, not a curated record. The coding region runs from base 6 to 1421 and encodes 471 amino acids.
AAAAGAUGGGAAACACAGAAAGCAAUGCCUAUCGGAAUCACCUUUCCAGAUUUCUUCCUGAGGAGCAGUCUGACAUUGAUGGAGUGUUUGAUACCUUAUCAGGAUCGAGUGGCUCAGCUGGAGCGAAAAAUGGCAAAUCUACAAAGAAAACUGUGACUCUAGCAGCACUACAGGCAUAUGUGCAGGAGCCAUUACCAGAGCAAAUGACUGUUCGAUUAUACAACGGAAUGAAAAGUAUUGACCUGACUGGGAAAUCAUCUGGGCUGAGUGAACAGAUUGCUAAGGAGCAGUUUGUAAUUUUUAUGUCAAACCUCUUAAAAGGAAAUGCAGAUGAGAAGGUUACCAUAAUAAUGAGGAUGAUCUCCAAGACUGAAGGGCCUGUGAAGGGCAAACAAGUCCAGGAGUUCGCAGAGGAUCUGAUCACGUCUGUAGUCCAUGUACUGAGCUACAGGAAGGAACUGAGAGGUUGGAAUUUGGAGAAUACGAGGGAUUCUGCAAGUGGAGUAAAGGCUCUGGCUUCUCAGCUGCUAUCAGAAUUGAAGCUUGCAGAUGGGACAAAACCUGUGGGUCCUCAGCUGAUGGAGACAAAUUUUGAUCAAAGUGUCAUUGAGGAUUGGGUGUACCGAGUUCCACAGAUCUCAGUUUUCCUCAGUGUUGUUAUCAGGCAAGGCCUCCAUGUUCUGCAUUCUCUCCCAGACCAAACCAAAGACAUACUCAACCUGGUUCCAGGUUGCAAAGGCAUGAAAGGAAGAGGACUUGUCAGUCUCUUUGACAUCCCAUCCAUCAUAUACAUCAACUCUCAUCUGCCUGCAGAGCUACAGCACAAGUGGCAGCUUUUAUUUUCUUCUAGGCUUCAUGGAGAAAGCUUUUCACAGUUAUGUGGGCAUAUAGUGAACAAAGGUCCUUGCAUAGUGAUCGUAAAGGACUUAGAUGGUUAUAUCUUUGGUGGGUUUGCGUCUCAUUCCUGGGAGGUGAAGCCACAGUUUCAAGGUGACAACAGAUGCUUUCUGUUUUCUGUUUUCCCCUCUCUUGCCGUAUACACAUACACGGGGUAUAAUGACCACUACAUGUAUUUGAACCAUGGCCAACAAACAAUGCCAAAUGGACUUGGUAUGGGUGGACAACAUGGUUACUUCGGACUCUGGAUAGACAGUGACUACGGGAAGGGACACAGUAAAGCAAAACCUCGAUGUACCACCUACAACAGUCCCCAGCUGUCAGCGAAAGAGGAUUUUACACUGGAUGCCGUGGAAGUUUGGGUGGUGGGAGACCUCCUUGAAAGCGCAGGGCCAAAAGGUAAGAAGAGUAUCCUGGAUGUAGAUCCUGAGGCUCAGGCCUUAUUAGAAAUGGCUGGAAAAAGUCGUCAGAGUGAAGGUCUACGAGAACCCAUUGAAGAGGAUGAUGAUGAUGAUGAUAACUAA